Momordica charantia (bitter melon) is the source of this 540-nucleotide messenger RNA. Lineage: Eukaryota; Viridiplantae; Streptophyta; Magnoliopsida; Cucurbitales; Cucurbitaceae. The record is from RefSeq and is a predicted model, not a curated record.
AUUUGUUUCCCUCAUUCCAAGAAAACCAAAACCGAAACCAACAUCCAAUCCAUUGGUUUAGUAUAGUGGGAAAUCAUUGAAUUAAAUUCUCCUACUUAUUAUUCUCUCCAAUCCCAUUCCGUUUGUAUUCCAUUCUCUCUCUCUCUCUCUCUCUCUCUCUCUCUUUUCAGCAAAUCGCCGGCGUUCUAAUUCCGAUCAUGAGUUAUUACGACCACCACCAGCCGCCGGUUGGGGCUCCGCCACCGCAACCGCAAGGGUCCCCUCCAAAGGAUGCUUAUCCUCCGGUAGGGUAUCCUGUUCAGGGCUACCCUCCGGCGCCGCCGCCUCCACAGUACAUUCAGCCUCAGCCUCAUCCCAACCAACAAACCGGUUUCCUUGAAGGAUGUUUAGCAGCUCUUUGUUGCUGUUGUCUCUUGGAUGCUUGCUUCUGAGAAGAAAGGAUGGAACUUUAACUUAUGAUUCUAAUUUCAUUGUUGUAGUAUGGUAAUCAUCAAAUCUUGUUAUUAAUAAUGUUAUGUUUUUACACAACUUUCAAAUUUA